Rosa chinensis is the source of this 918-nucleotide messenger RNA. RefSeq lists its product as uncharacterized. The coding region runs from base 1 to 918 and encodes 305 amino acids. The transcript is spliced from 3 exons. Gene Ontology annotation, molecular function: RNA-DNA hybrid ribonuclease activity; nucleic acid binding. The record is from RefSeq and is a predicted model, not a curated record. NCBI's taxonomy places the organism in Eukaryota, Viridiplantae, Streptophyta, Magnoliopsida, Rosales, Rosaceae.
AUGAAUGAGCAGUUAUUAUCUUCUUAUUCGGAUGAGGAGAUCAAGAAAGCAUUAUUCCAGAUGCACCCUUCAAAGAGCCCCGGCCCGGAUGGACAGCAGAUUAAUAUAUGGAAGGAGAAUUGGAUACCAGAUGUGCCUGAUGGUACCCUGGUUCGACCGGCUCAUUAUGAAAUUGAUACUGUGGCCGAAUUGAUAGAUGGUGCCUCCAGGACGUGGUCUGCACAGGCAACCACCCUGUCUUCUGAUAUUUUUGCAAAGCUUCUUAUGACAGUUUGGGCAUUGUGGAAGAAUCGAAAUGAGAAAUUAUGGUUAGAUAAGUCUCAAAGUGCAGUAGCUCUUUCUUUGGGUACUAUGACUUGGUAUGAAAGCUUCUUACUUAAUCGGUAUCCUAAUGGGAGGACGACAAAAGGCCGUGCCCACCAGGUUUGGAAGGCACCAACAACAUGUAUUCUUAAGUUGAAUACUGAUGGUGCCUUUUUGCCAUCAGUGGGCUCUGGUGCCGUAGGAGGCAUCAUAAGGAAUGAUCAGGGUGGCUUUGUUGCAGCUAUGGCGCAUCAGGUUAGUCAUGUUACAGCAGCAUUACACAUUGAAUUGGUGGCUAUACGAGCAGGUAUGGAUUUGUGUCAAGCUAUGAUGGUUGAUAAAGUUAUUACUGAAAGUGAUUGCUUAGUUGCCAUCCAAGCAAUAAUCUCCGAGGUGCCUGAUAUGUCUAUUUAUAGUCCUCUCAUUGAGGAUAUCAAAGUAGGUGCAAGGGUGUUUCAGGAUAUAUCUUUUGUACAUGCUCCUCAUUCUGCAAAUUGUGUUGCUCAUAGGUUAGCUAGUCAUGCCUUUGAAAAUGAAGGCUUUCAUGAGUGGUUUGCUCAAGCUCCAGAGUUAAUCUUGGAUGCCAUUAUGUACGAUUGUAAUCAUCGUAAUUGA